AUUAUUAUUAUUGUUAUAAUAAUAAUAAUAAUAAUAAUAAUAAUAAUAAUAAUAAUUAUUAUUCUGAUUCUCUCUUGUAUAGACAAUUAAAACACAACGCAACAUUCAAUAGUAUACAAAAACACAUAAAAGAAUCUAAUAUAAACAAAAAUAGAACCAACAAUAACACAAUUUCAAACAAAAUUUCACUCUUAAAAAACAAUAACAAUAGUACAAAUACAAUAACAAAUUACAAUAAUAAUGUAGACACAAACAACCAACAAGUUAACUUCAAAAACAACUGGCUAAUUAAUAAAUCUAAUAUCAACAUUCCAGAUAAUAUAAAAACAAUAUUACAACUAGGCCACAAACAUUGCAUUCCGUACACUAAAGAUACAUUUCCAACUUACCAAUUUAUUGCCGAUUUUGAAAAAAACAUUCACUUAAUAGACCAAGACAAAAGAGAACAGGAAAGAAAUAAAUUCAUACAGACAUUAAACACAACAAAGAACAACCUUAAAUCCACUGCAGACAAUAAUAACAUCGAUACAAUAUCAAUAAAAAAGUUUCUAAAAGAUAAUCCUAACGUUAUGGUAACUAGAGCAGAUAAAGGUAAUAUAACAGUAGUACUAGAAAAAACAGAUUACAAUAGAAAAGUAACAGAAUUAUUAGAAGACAAUAAAUUUUAUGAAAAAGUUAAACACAUAGAUUACAAUAGACUAUUACAAAGAAAAAACAAUGACCUUGUCAACACUUGGCUUAGACUAAAACACAUUGACAAGGACACAAAAAAUUUCCUUGUUACUCACAAUAGUACAUUACCAAGAGCAUACGCAUUACCUAAAAUUCAUAAACCUAACAUGCCCUUUAGAAUUAUCAUCUCUUCAAUAAACUCACCGAUUUACAAUCUAAACAAAUGGUAUACAAAUAUUUUAAACCAAACAAGAAAAAAACAACCUACUGAUGUCAAAAACAGUUUUGAAUUUAAAAAAGAAAUAGACAAACUUAAUAACAUUCCUUUAGAUUACACAUUAAUAUCCCUAGACGUAGUAUCAUUAUUUACAAACCUACCAUUAAAAUUAGUUAAAGCUAUUUUGAGAAAAAAUUGGGACAGAAUAUCAAAAAUUACUAAAUUACCAAAGACACAUUUUUUCAAUGGUUUAGAUUUGUGUUUAGAUAAUACAUAUUUUACAUUUCAAAAUACUAUAUACAAACAAAAAUUUGGAUCACCAAUGGGUGCUCCAAUAUCACCAAUACUAGCAGAUUUCGUAAUGGACCAUUUAGUUGAAGAUAGGUUAAACAAAAUCACCUUUGAUAUUCCGUUUUUUAAGAGAUAUGUGGAUGACAUAUGCACUUGUAUUCCAAAAGACAAAAUAGACGAAUUUCUAAGAAUAUUCAAUAGCUAUCAAGAAAAAUCCUUACAAUUUACAAUAGAAUUAGAAAACAAUAACGAAAUUAGCUUUCUGGACACUAAAUUAAUCAAACAAAACAAUAGACUCAUAACAAAUUGGUAUAGAAAACCGACUUGGUCGGGACGCUAUAUCAACUUUAAUUCCAAUCAUCCAUUAUCUCAAAAAAUCGGAAUAAUAUAUCACUUAGUAGACAAAGCCUUUUAUCUAGGUGAUAAACAAUUUAACAAUCAAAACUUGGAAAUUAUAAAAAAAACAUUAUUACAUAACGACUUUCCGGCAGAAUUCAUUUCAAAUAAAAUAGAUAAAAGAUGGAAAUUUUUAAUAGACAAGAAAAACCGCAAACCAAUUCAAACAAAAAACACAAAUCUAGACUAUUCAAAAACUGUCAGCUUCAAUUACAAUCCAUCGACAAAUAGGAUAAUUAAAAACAUAUUCAGCAAAUAUCACAUUCCCAUUGCUUUCAAAAACAAUGAUAAUCUAUUGGAAUAUUACAAUGAUGGUAAAGAUAAAAUAGACAAAGAUUUAAAAUCCGGCCUCAUAUACCAAAUUAAUUGUUUAGAUUGUAACUCAGCAUAUAUCGGACAAACAGGUAGAUGGAUUAAAAGCAGAGUCUCAGAACACAAAGUAGAUAUCAAAAAACCAAGUCAUUUACACACACAACUAACAAUACACAGACUAGAUUACGACCACAAUUUUGAUUUUGACCACUAUAAAAUUCUUAAUUACGAAAAUAACUACAACAAAAGGAAAAUUUUAGAAAGUAUCUAUCUAGAAAAACACAAAAAUAUCGUUGUCAAUAAAAGAAAAGAUACAGAACAUAUAAAUAGUAAUUACUCUGCUUUAAUCAUUAACUCGCACAUAUAAUAUUAUUUAAAACCUAAUCAACGAUAGUUACCAUACAGAAAUUUAUAAUAUUCACAACUGAUUAUCUAGAAAUACUACAUACAGAAAAAUAAUAUUUACCAUACAAUAUUAAAGAAAUCGACAUUAUCUACGAGCACCCGCUGUUGGUUGUGGAUAUAGUAGGCGUUUGUGUUGACUGUGUGUAUUUAUCCAUAUACACACAUCCGAAAGCAUCCACUUAGUGCAUUUGCAACCGCAUGGUGAUUAGUAGAUUGUUGAUUAAAAACAAGUUAUAACAAAAACACUUGAAAAAUAAUGGACAAAAAAAUAUUUAGAUAUUUAAAAAUAUUGAAACAGGAAUUAUAUACAACAAUAAUCACUUCUAAAUUAAAACUUUAUGUAAAUAAAACACAUAACCUACAAAUUAUAUUAUUGUAAAUACAAACUAAAUUAUUAUUAAUAUUGACAUCAACAAAAUAUUAUAUGGGUCUGAUGAUGUUAAUUACCAUUAACGAAACGUUACCCGCUAAAUAAAUUAAUUGAUGUCAAUUCAGAAGAUCAG
This is a messenger RNA of Microplitis demolitor, 2796 nucleotides long. RefSeq lists its product as uncharacterized. NCBI's taxonomy places the organism in Eukaryota, Metazoa, Arthropoda, Insecta, Hymenoptera, Braconidae. The record is from RefSeq and is a predicted model, not a curated record. Bases 570 to 2255 code for a protein of 561 amino acids. The transcript is spliced from 2 exons.